GACUUACUCCACCCCACUACCUUUAGGGAAGAUCAACACACUGACCCUACUUUAGAGCGUAUGCGAAGUGAGGCAGGAAAACCCCCUAAUGAGCGGUGGGAACAGAUUGUGUGGGAGCAUGGGUUACUCUAUAGGAUUGUGAAGGGGGACCCUGACCAGCCAUGGAAGUGUUACCGCCAACUUAUAGUGCCUCAGAGUUACCGCGCCCAGCUUCUUCAUAUGGCACAUGAGAUUCCCCUAGCAGGACACCAGGGCGUUACCCGCACCCGACACCGUUUAACCCAAAAUUUCUACUGGCCUGGUGUCUCUCAGGAAGUGACACGGUACUGCCGCACAUGUGACAGCUGUCAGAGGACUGGCAGGGCAAAUGACAAACCCAGGUUUCCCCUUUGUCCCUUGCCCAUCAUUAGUGAGCCCUUCCAACGGGUGGCAGUUGAUCUUAUUGGGCCCCUCAGCCGGCCAAGCCGUUCUGGGAAACAGUAUAUUCUCACUGUAGUUGAUUAUGCCACCCGAUACCCAGAAGCGGUAGCCCUGCGUAAAAUUGAUGCUCCUACAGUGGCUGACGCCCUAAUCCAGAUUUUCAGCCGGGUGGGCUUCCCUAGUGAAAUCUUGUCAGACCAAGGGCCCCAGUUUACAUCCCAAUUGCUUCAAUGCCUGUGGCAGCGUUGUGGGGUCAGGCCUAUCCACUCAUCCCCAUACCACCCACAGACAAAUGGUCUUUGUGAGAGAUUUAAUGGGACACUAAAGUCCAUGCUACGGACCUUUGUGGAAUCGGGUGAGAAGGACUGGGAGCGUUAUUUACCCCAUUUGCUGUUUGCCUAUCGAGAAGUUCCCCAAGAAUCCACAGGAUUCUCUCCCUUUGAACUGCUGUAUGGUCGGAGGGUCCGUGGCCCCUUAGAUUUACUCUGUGAAUAUUGGGAGGGGGCCCCACAAUCCCAAGAGGUCCCCGUCAUCCCCUAUGUGUUAAAAUUCCGCCAGCGUCUGGAACAAAUGAUCAGCCUGGCACAUAACCACCUCUCUGCAGCUCAGCAAAGGCAGAAGGUGUGGUAUGACCGUAAGGCCAGGGAGCGCAGGUUUGUGGAAGGAGACAAGGUGCUCCUCCUAGUUCCCACACGGCAUGAUAAGCUCCAGGCUGCGUGGGAAGGACCCUAUGUGGUGACCCAUAAGCUUCAUGAUACAACAUAUGUGGUAACCCCUCCCGAUGAUCCAUCCCACUAUAAGACUAUCCACAUAAAUAUGAUGAAGCCCUAUCACGUAAGAGAGGAUAUUGUUAGUGCCAUCUGUAGUCUCCCAACUGAAGAUACAGAUGACCCCCCACUCCCCAACCUUAUUGGAGAGGUCACUCCAGCCAAGGGUAUAGACUCAGUCACCAUAAAUCACCACCUUACCCCAUCUCAACAAGACCAGCUUUGUCAAAUUUUGCAUUCCUUUUCUCCCAUGUUUUCUGCCAACCCAGGUUGCACCCACUGGGCUGAACAUAAAGUAGACACAGGAACUCAGUUACCUGUGCAUAGUCCUGCUUAUCGAGUGGCUGAAGCUGUUCGGCCCGAGGUGAAAAGUCAAAUAGACGAGAUGCUGGCCCUUGGGAUUAUUACUCCUUCCCAUAGUCCGUGGGCUUCCCCUGUGGUGCUGGUGCCCAAGAAGGAUGGGAGUACCCGAUUCUGUGUGGACUAUAGGAGACUCAAUGACGUGACAACCACCGACGCUUACCCAAUGCCCAGGGUAGAUGAGCUAUUAGAUAGGCUGGGAAAUGCUAAAUAUUUAACUACCCUGGAUCUCAGCCGUGGUUACUGGCAAAUUCCCCUUGCCCCUAGUGCCCAGGAAAAGUCAGCCUUCAUCACCCCAUUUGGUCUGUUUCAGUUCACAGUAAUGCCAUUUGGCAUGAAAAACGCCCCCGCCACGUUUCAGCGUCUUGUGAACAGGCUGCUGGACGGAAUGCAGGACUUUGCCCAGGCAUAUCUGGAUGACAUAGCUGUCUUUAGCCAGACCUGGGAGGAGCAUAUGCAGCACCUCCAGCGAGUGCUGACACAAAUUCAGAAUGCUGGGCUCACCCUUAAGGCAGAAAAGUGCCACCUAGCUAUGGCCGAGGUACAGUACUUAGGACACAGAGUUGGGAGUGGUCAGCUCCGCCCUGACCCUGCUAAAGUGGAGGCAAUUUGCCAGUGGCCUAUACCUAAAACCCAGAAGCAGGUAUUAGCCUUCUUAGGAACUGCAGGUUAUUAUCGUAAAUUUAUUGCUAACUAUAGUACUAUUGCAAAACCCUUGACAGAUCUGACAAGCCGCAAGUGUUCUCGAACCAUUGUGUGGACCCCAGAAUGUGAAUCAGCCAUGAACACUCUCAAACAAGCCCUGGCUAACUCCCCUGUGCUGGCUGCCCCAGACUUCUCACGACGCUUCCUUCUGCAAACGGAUGCUUCCAAUUUUGGCCUUGGUGCUGUACUUUCCCAAGUUAAUGGCCAUGGGGAGGAGCAUCCAAUUGCCUACCUGAGCAGAAAGCUGCUCCCUCGAGAGGCUGCCUAUGCCACUAUUGAAAAAGAGUGCAUGGCAAUUGUAUGGGCCUUACAGAAGUUGCAGCCCUAUCUGUAUGGCAGGGAAUUUACUGUUGUUACAGACCACAACCCACUCAGUUGGUUACAGAGAGUUUCAGGAGUCAAUGGAAAACUGCUGAGAUGGAGCCUCCUGCUUCAACAGUAUAACUUCACCAUUCAGCACAGGAGGGGAAAAGAGCAUCACAAUGCAGAUGGCCUCUCCCGACAGGAGGACUAAGAAACCAGCAGUGGUUCCUGAGGCUCUCCCUAAGAGUGGGGAGCCCCAGAGAAACCACUUGUUCCCAGGAGGGAGAAAUGUGACCAAAAACCCCUUCUACUGGCCCCAUUUUACCUAUAGUUUACUGACUAGUACACAUACAAUCCAAGAUGGUGGUUCUUUGUUCUACUUUCCCGCCAAAAAGCUUGAAACAAAGGAGCUCCCAGGAUUGCCCUCCAGAAGAGCUGGACAAACCCCUCCAAGGUAUUUCCCCCUCCCCUCAUGAUGCUGCAGGGCCCCUGCCAAUCAGACCUGCUUGGGUGGGGUUAACCAGAAGCAGGGCCGGCCUCCCAGCCAAUCAACCCUAGGGGGUGGGGAAAAGGGCAGGGUCACCAGAUGCAGGGUAUAAAUACCAGGGGGAAGGGGGGAGAGGGGUUGUUGUUCGUUUGGGGUGUAACCUGGCUGCGGCAGGUCACCCUCCUCUGCGGUUCCUUGGAGUUUAUCCUAGCUGAGGCAAGAAGACUCCCUCCAACAGUUUGGAUCUCCCUACCUCCCAGAGGACUGUUUAUACCUGGAUCCCCUUGAGGUAUGGUUAUUCUGUGGAUUCACCCAAAGGCACUUUGCUCCUUACCCCUUUGAAAUUGCCCAAAGGAACUCCCUGACUUUGGAUUGGCCUGGAGGGCGUGUGCAUCUUGGAGUGGAUUGCUCCAAGGGAGGCUCUUUAUUUCGGACCAGGAGUGUUUUGGGACUUGGGGGAGUUCACAUGCUAAUGCCGUGUUCCUGAUCUACUGUUUGUUGUAUAUCGGAAAUAAACCCCUGUGUAAACCCCU
Xenopus laevis (African clawed frog) is the source of this 3575-nucleotide messenger RNA. RefSeq lists its product as uncharacterized. The record is from RefSeq and is a predicted model, not a curated record. NCBI's taxonomy places the organism in Eukaryota, Metazoa, Chordata, Amphibia, Anura, Pipidae. Bases 61 to 2766 code for a protein of 901 amino acids. The transcript has a single exon.